Molecule: messenger RNA, 1170 nt
Organism: Solea senegalensis (Senegalese sole)
Lineage: Eukaryota; Metazoa; Chordata; Actinopteri; Pleuronectiformes; Soleidae
Gene: chmp5a
Product: charged multivesicular body protein 5a
Exons: 8
Coding region: 129-791 (220 amino acids)
Biological process (GO): vesicle budding from membrane; late endosome to vacuole transport via multivesicular body sorting pathway
Cellular component (GO): multivesicular body
Source: RefSeq, a predicted model, not a curated record
UGACAAGCUUUUGCGUCGAAGCCGUUACUUCCGGGUGUGUCCAGUGAAGUGAUCCGUUAAUCGUCUUGUGUCUUUCCAAAAAAUAAUAAAACAGCUAAAAGCCGAGUGUAAAUAAAAACGUGUAUAAAAUGAACAGAAUAUUCGGACGCGGGAAACCUAAAGCGCCUCCUCCGAAUCUUUCGGACUGCAUUGGCAACGUGGACGCCAGAUCAGAGUCCAUAGAGAAGAAGAUUGGCAGACUAGAUGCGGAACUAAUGAAGUACAAGGAUCAGAUGAAAAAGAUGAGAGAUGGGCCCUCGAAGAACAUGGUGAAGCAGAAGGCGAUGAGAGUGCUGAAGCAGAAGAGAAUGUAUGAAGGUCAAAGGGAGCAGCUGGCUCAGCAGUCUUUCAACAUGGAGCAGGCAAACUAUACAAUCCAGACUCUGAAGGACACCAAGACAACAGUGGAGGCCAUGAAGAUUGGUGCCAAGGAAAUGAAAAAGGCUUACAAGGACGUUAAAAUUGAUCAGAUCGAUGAUCUACAGGACCAGCUGGAAGACAUGAUGGAAGAAGCCAACGAGGUGCAAGAGGCACUGAGCCGCAACUACGGCACGCCAGAGAUAGACGACGAGGAGCUCGAAGCAGAGCUGGACGCACUGGGUGAUGAGCUGCUGCUGGACGAUGACAGCACGUAUCUGGACGAGGCCUCUUCUGCCCCGUCUAUCCCCGAAGGAAUCCCCAGUGACAGCAAGACAAAUAAGGACGGUGUCCUGGUGGACGAGUUUGGCCUCCCCCAGAUACCUGCCUCGUAAAAAAGCAAAGAAUGGAUUAAAAGAACUGCACUUCACCUGAAAACACUUUUAUAUGUAGAGUAACAAAAAACAAACAUUUGACCUGAGAACACGACAACUUUCGAUGCUGUCCCAGAGUUUGGUUGUGUGUUGUUACUACUACUGUGCUAGCAUGUGGCCUUUUUAAAAAGUAUUAUUCUCUCUUUCUUUCUCCCCUUCAGCCUCAUGUCUGACACUUGUCACUCUUACUUGUCUUCAGGAUUACAUUUAUUUAUUUUUGGUUUGUUUGUGUGUUGUGUAAACAUUAACAUUGUGUUUGGAGAGAAUUCCUACUCAUUCUGUUUAAAAUCACUUCAGGUUAUUUAAUCCUUGCAAAAAUAAAUGAUGUGUUUUACGGUAA